UACGUUCGUGACCGGGCUUCGCCAUACCAGAUUGUAUCGGAACUCAGGUACCUCUUCUAUUACAGUUUCUUAUAUAUGAUGCGCCCAGGAGUAUGUGCUUCUUCCGCAUCCCACUCAUCAACCACAGGCCUGUCUGUCUCCAGUCAAUAAACGCUAGCAGUCUUCGAAUCGUUGUCUGUAUAUUUCCCACCUUCCCAAUAUCCAGCCAACGACUCGAUUCACUCUCUAGCUACAAUGGACAAAUCUUCCCAAGUCCUCCUGUUCGGAGACCAGACCACCUCUUCCCAAGCUUCCCUCAAGCGUCUCCUUUCAGUCAAGCACAACGCUCUUCUUACUACUUUCUUUGAGAGAGUGUUCUUCGCCCUGCGUCAAGAAACCAGCAGGCUCCCCGUUUCGUUCCAGGAUCAGUUCCCUCGCUUUACUUCCCUCCUGGAUCUUCUGGCGCGCCACACCGAGUCGAAAGUUAAGAAUCCAGCCCUUGAGAGCGCAUUCCACACCCUAAAUCAACUCGCUUCUUUUGUUAGUCAUUAUGGCCAGAGCACGCAGAAGUACCCUUCCCCUUCCGAAAGCCACGUUGUUGGUGUUUGCACUGGUCUUCUUUCUUCUGCCGCCAUCAGCACCAGCCAGACAUGGGCCGAGCUCUUCCCAGCGGCCAUCGAGGUUGUGCUUAUGGCCUUCCGCACCGGCCUACGAACCACCCAAGUUCGCGAUGAUAUCGAACAGCCAGGAGCUGGCAAUCAGUCAUGGUCCAUGAUUGUGCCGCUCACCGCGCAGCGCGCCAACAUGGCAUUAGAUGCGUUUGAGGAGGACCAGGGAAUCCCGCACGCAUCUCGGCCAUACAUCAGCUAUGUUACGCCGAACAACGUGACUAUCAGUGGCCCUCCGUCUGUCCUAGACACCGUGGCCAAGACCUCACCGUUCUCGGAACUGAAGGCGGCUAGAGUCUCAGUCUUUGCACCAUAUCACACUUCCCAUCUCUACUCGGAAGCUGACGUGGAGGCCAUCCUUGCCUCUAGCGACAACAAGAUCCUUGACUCUUACCAACCGAAGAUUCCAGUCUUUUCCGGCGUCACUGGCGAGGUCGUCCAAGCUGCCACCUUCGGCGACAUUCUGCGUAUUGCCCUUCGAGAGAUCUUGAUGGAGCCCAUUCGUUGGGAUAAACUGCUUGAAGGCACCGCGGCUGAACUGCAGAAGACUGGCGUGACUUAUGCCACCAUCAUGCCUUUCAUCGCCAACGGCUCACAGCACCUUGCCGCCGCUCUCUCUCAAGCCGGCGUUCCCAGCGUCAAGAUCGACGCGGAGAAUACCAACGUGGGCGCGCAACCUCAUGCUCGCGCCCAGCAAUCUAAGAUUGCCAUUGUCGGAUUCUCCGGAAGGUUCCCAGAUGCUGCAAGCACCAACAAGUUCUGGGAGAUCUUGCACCUCGGGAAGGACGUCCACCGCGAGAUCCCCAAGGAUCGUUUUGAUGUGGAUGCCCACUAUGAUCCUACCGGCAAGAAGAAGAACACCUCUCGCGUACGGCACGGCUGCUUCAUUGAGGAACCAGGUCUUUUCGACGCCCGAUUCUUCAACAUGAGCCCGCGUGAAGCUGCGAAUGCUGACCCGGGCCAGCGGUUGGCCAUCACCACUGCCUAUGAGGCAUUUGAGAUGGCUGGCUUCGUCCCCAACCGUACUGCGUCUACGCAGCGCGACCGCGUUGGUAUCUUUUACGGCAUGACUAGCGACGAUUGGCGAGAGGUCAACUCUGGCCAGAACGUCGACACAUACUUUAUCCCCGGCGGUAACCGAGCCUUCACCCCUGGUCGCAUCAACUACCACUUCAAGUUCAGUGGUCCUUCGUUCAGUGUUGAUACAGCCUGCUCUUCCAGUUUUGCCGCCAUCCAUACCGCAUGCAACUCCCUCUGGCGAGGUGAUUGCGAUACUGCCAUUGCCGGAGGAACGAACGUGAUGACUAAUCCUGACAACUUUGCUGGCUUGGAUCGAGGUCACUUUCUUUCUACCACUGGCAAUUGCAACACAUUCGACGAUGCCGCCAACGGAUACUGCCGUGCUGACGCUGUAGGCACGAUAAUCAUGAAGAGGUUGGAGGAUGCAGAGGCCGACUGUGAUCCCAUCCACGGUGUCAUUCUAGGUGCAUACACGAACCAUAGUGCUGAAGCUGAGUCUAUGACCCGUCCGCACGUCGGAGCUCAGGCGUUCAUCUUCGACAAGAUGCUGAACGCUGCGAACGUCAACCCCCUCGACGUCAGCUACAUUGAGAUGCAUGGUACUGGCACUCAAGCCGGGGACGCUGUCGAAAUGGGUUCAGUCCUCAAGGUCUUCGCGCCCAGAGAAGGCGGACGACCUGCCCAGUCGCUUCACUUGGGCUCAGCAAAGGCAAAUAUCGGACAUGCUGAAUCUGCCUCAGGCGUUGCUUCUCUCAUCAAGGUGCUGAUGAUGAUGAAGAACAACGAGAUUCCUCCUCACUGUGGCAUCAAGACCAAAAUUAAUCACAGUUUCCCGGACCUUGCAGCUCGUAACGUCCAUAUCGCGCGCAAACCGACUCUUUGGCACCGUCCUGAGGGAGGCAAGCGAACGGUCUUCAUGAACAACUUCAGUGCGGCCGGAGGCAACACCGCGCUCCUAAUGGAAGACGCUCCGAUUGCCUACCGCGAUGCGAAGCCAGAUCCGCGUCCGACCCACACAGUUGCAGUGUCUGGGCGGUCGAUCCUCUCCCUCAAGAGGAACUUGGAAUCCUUCGUCACCUUCCUCGAACAGCACCCGACUACCUCUCUUCCGGCCCUCUCUUACACUACCACCGCUCGUCGGAUGCAUCACAACCACCGCAUCAUGGUGACUGGUUCCGACAUUACCACCAUCAAGAAGAAGCUCCAGGAUGCCACUCAACGCCAGGACUUGAAGCCGGUCCCAGCCAAGCUGCCCAAGGUUGCAUUCGCUUUCACCGGUCAAGGUGUGCUUCAGUCUGGUAUGGGGAAGCAGCUUUACGAGAACUUCGCCCAGUUCCGCAACGACAUUCAACGCUUCGACCGCAUCGGCACGAGCCAUGGCUUCCCAAGCAUUCUGCCUCUGAUUGAUGGCUCGUUGGAUGAUGUUGACAACGUCAGCCCCGUCAUUGCCCAGCUUGGCACCACCUGUAUGCAGAUGGGACUCACCCGCCUCUGGGCUUCCUGGGGAAUAACCCCUUCCGCUAUCAUCGGCCACAGUCUCGGCGAGUACGCCGCGCUCAAUGCUGCUAGUGUUCUGUCUGCGAGCGACACUAUCUAUCUCACCGGGAAGAGGGCGCAGCUCCUUGUCGCUCGAUGCUCAAUGGGCACCCACUCCAUGCUCGCAGUUCAGACCUCGCUGGCUCAGGUUGGCACGCACCUUGUUGGCAAGCCUUGCGAAGUCGCUUGCAUCAAUGGUCCGAACGCGCUGGUUCUUAGUGGCGCAAACGACUGCAUCGAUGCUCUUGCCGAGGAGCUUGCUAGUGCGAAGUUCAAGUCGACGAAACUCAAGGUGCCGUACGCGUUCCACUCUGCUCAGGUUGAGACGAUUCUCUCCGACUUUGAGGCCGUAGCCGAGAAGAUCCGCUUCGCCACGCCCGCUGUUCCAUUCAUCUCUCCGCUCCUCGGUGAAGUUGUUGAGGGUGAGGGCGUCUUGAACCACCUCUACCUCAGCCGAGCAUGCCGCGAGACGGUCGACUUUGUCUCUGGGCUCAAUGCCGCUCUUGACACCAACAUCAUCACCGAGAAGACAUUGUGGGUUGAGCUCGGAUCGCACCCCGUCUGCAGUGGUAUGGUAAAAUCCAUCGUCGGCAGUGAAACGGUCGUUCUUCCAUCGCUGCAGAAGAACAAGGAUUCUUUCGACGUCCUUUCUAGUAGUCUUGCGGGUCUCCAUCUAGGAGGCAUUGAAGUCAACUGGAAUGAGUACCAUCGCGACUUCAAGAUGUCACACAGGGUCAUCGAGCUCCCUGCCUACAACUGGGAUAGCAAGACCUAUUGGAUUCAGUACAACAACAACUUCUGCCUGACCAAAGGCGAUGCUCCGGCGCCCGUUCCUGCCGCCCUUCCAGCGCCUGUCCAAUCCAAGCUGUCGACCUCUUCGGUGCAGAGAAUGAUCGAGGAGAACCUUGACGGUGCGAAGCCCUCUGUGCUCAUGGAGUCAAAUGUACAAGACCCUACCCUUGUUGCAGCAUUCACGGGUCACCAAGUCAAUGGCACGCCGCUCUGCCCAUCCUCGCUCUGGGCCGACGUUGCUCUUACCCUCGCCGACUAUCUCAUCCACAACAGCAAGUCGAAGCCCUCUCAGACCGGGAUGAAUGUCGCCGAGAUGGUGGUCAAGAACCCUCUGAUCGCUACCGGAGAGAAGCAGCUUUUCCGCUCCUCUGCUGUUGCUAAUUGGUCUGCGAAGGAGAUUGCAGUCCACAUCUACAGUGUCAACGAGCAGGGUAAGAUGACUACCGACCACGCUAACUGCAAGGUCAAGCUCGGUGACCCCGAUGCCUGGGCGGCUGACUGGAAGCGCAACUCGUACCUCAUCCGAUCUCGCAUCGAUGCUCUGCACCGCGGGGUUGAUGAUGGCGCUACCAACCUCAUCAAGCGCGGCAUGGCCUACAAGCUCUUCGGUGCGCUCGUCAACUACAACGAGCAAUACAAGGGCAUGCAGGAGAUUGUCAUGAACAGCGAUGAUCUCGAGACCUCUACUCGCGUCAAGUUCCAGGCCGACCCGACCAACGGCAAGUACUAUUGUGCGCCGUACUGGAUCGACAGUCUUGGUCAGGUCACUGGCUUCACCAUGAACGCCAAUGAUAACACCGAUUCUAAGGUCCAGGUGUACAUCAACCACGGCUGGGACACCCUGCGCAUUGCUGAGAGGUUCUCAGCGGAGAAGAGUUACCAGACUUAUGUCAAGAUGCAGAACAUUGGCGGCACUAUGCACGCCGGUGAUGUGUACAUCUUCGAUGGCGAGACCGUCGUCGCCAUGUAUGGAGGCGUCAAGUUCCAAGGUGUUCCUCGCAAGGUCCUCGACUUCGCCCUGCCAGGUGCUGGUAAGGUGGCGCCGAAGGCUACCUCCGCCAAAGCCGCCACGCCCAAGCCUGCGGCGAAGUCUAUGCCGGUUCCUGCUGCCGCUGUGGCUGCGAAGCUCCAGGCAAAGCCCGCGAAGCCUGCUCCGGCCCCUAAAUCCACUGGCCCAAGCGUUGCUGACAAGGCCCUCAACAUCAUCUGCGAUGAGGUCGGUGUCUCUAUGUCCGACCUGGUCCCAACGGCGGCCUUCGCAGACUUUGGUGUCGACUCUCUCCUUUCACUCAACAUUUCUGGCCGUUACCGCGAGGAGCUCGACCUUGAUAUGGGGAGCUCUCUCUUCAACGACUACCCGACCGUCAAGGAACUAGUUUCUUUCCUUAACAAGAACAGCGAUGCUCAGGAUGUUGUGGUCGUUUCUGAGAUCAGCUCCUCCUAUGCAUCUACCCCUGCAACCGAAUCCGAAGCUGGAGAUGCCACGAGCACCAGCGGAGGCUCCAUCGAGGGCGACGAUGCUGGCGUUAUUGACUCUAUUCGCCGCAUCCUUGCCGAGGAGAUUGGCGUUAAGGAGGCUGAGAUCACUGGAACUCUGGACCUUAGUGAGCUUGGCAUGGACUCUCUCCUGUCGCUGAACGUUCUCGGCCGUCUACGUGAAGAGCACGCCAUGGACCUGCCCUCUGAUCUCUUCGCGGCCAACAACUGCCUCAACGCAAUCGGAGCUGCUCUCGGUAUCCAGUCGAAGUCCGCCCCGCCUGCCGCGGCUUCUCCUGCUGACAACUCGCCCCCUGAGACCGCUUCUGUUGUUGUGAAGGAGCUAUCAAUCCCUCUCCAGUCUAAGCCCGCCCAGACUCUCCCCCGCGCAUCUUCGAUCCUUCUCCAGGGCUCACCGAAGUCUGCUACCAAGCAGCUCUUUCUGUUCCCUGAUGGUUCCGGCUCUUCGACCUCCUACGCUCCGCUGCCCCGCGUCGCACCCGACACCGCCGUGUACGGACUGAACUGCCCGUACAUGAAGACGCCCCAGGACAUGAAGUGCGGACUCUCUGACCUCACGGCACCCUACCUUGAUGAGAUCCGACGCCGCCAGCCCCACGGUCCAUACUACCUUGGUGGCUGGAGCGCAGGUGGCAUUUGCGCAUACGAUGCCGCACAGGUUCUCACUCGCGCUGGUGAGAAGGUUGAGCGGCUGAUCCUUCUCGACACGCCGAACCCUAUCGGCCUUGAGAAGCUGCCCACGCGCCUCUACGACUUCUUCAACAGCAUCAACCUCUUCGGCCAGGGCGGUGCACCCCCGCCAUCAUGGCUGCUGCCGCACUUCCUCGCUUUCAUCGACGCUCUCGACACCUACAAGGCCAAGCCAUUCCAGGGCGAGGCGCCCCAAGUGCACGUCAUCUGGGCCGAAGAUGGUGUAUGCAAGGACGGCAGUAUCCCACGACCGGAGGAGCGAGCCGAUGACCCACGGGAAAUGAAAUGGUUGCUCAACAACAGGGCGGACCUUGGGCCGAACGGCUGGGAUACGCUUGUUGGUGCGGCGAAGGUGAAGAUUACGAGCAUGAAGGAAGCGAACCACUUCACCAUGAUGGAGGGUGUGAAGGCGAAGGAGCUGAGCCAGUUCAUUGCCAGCGCUAUGGUAUAGGCGAUUGUCUUUUGUCUGUAAGCUUUUCUUUUCUUUCUGUUAUGUCACUCUUCAUGUACAUGACUCUUCUCUUCUUGUACUGCUGACGCUCGGCAUCGUUUGGGAAGGCGGUGUCGCCCGGG
Messenger RNA from Trematosphaeria pertusa, 6755 nucleotides. RefSeq names its product ketoacyl-synt-domain-containing protein. NCBI's taxonomy places the organism in Eukaryota, Fungi, Ascomycota, Dothideomycetes, Pleosporales, Trematosphaeriaceae. Gene Ontology annotation, molecular function: 3-oxoacyl-[acyl-carrier-protein] synthase activity; phosphopantetheine binding; fatty acid synthase activity. The transcript has 8 exons. The coding region runs from base 235 to 6633 and encodes 2132 amino acids. Gene Ontology annotation, biological process: fatty acid biosynthetic process; secondary metabolite biosynthetic process. The record is from RefSeq and is a predicted model, not a curated record.